Messenger RNA from Sphaerodactylus townsendi, 5059 nucleotides. It is a transcript of the gene FHOD1, whose product is annotated as formin homology 2 domain containing 1. Gene Ontology annotation, molecular function: actin filament binding. Gene Ontology annotation, biological process: cortical actin cytoskeleton organization; actin filament network formation. The coding region runs from base 87 to 3734 and encodes 1215 amino acids. The record is from RefSeq and is a predicted model, not a curated record. Gene Ontology annotation, cellular component: cytoplasm; cytoskeleton. The transcript has 21 exons. NCBI's taxonomy places the organism in Eukaryota, Metazoa, Chordata, Lepidosauria, Squamata, Sphaerodactylidae.
UCCCUUCCCCUCGCCGGGGCUCCCUAGUGCGGCCGCUUUCGCUUGGCUGAUCAGCCGGCGGUGCCGCUGCUGGCCCCGCCGCCGCUAUGGGGGAGCCUCCAGGCAUGGAGGCGGCGCCGGGCUCGGUGCUCUGCCGGCUGCAGUUCCUGGAGGACUCGGACCCUUUUUCGUGCGCCGCCUUCCCGGAGCCGCGGCGGGCGCCCGUGCAGCCCGUGCUGGAAGCGCUCCCCCUCGCCGCCCAGCUGCCGGCCAUGCACCGCUUACUGGCCGCGCCUUUGCCGCUGGAGGACUGCACUUUGCAAGUCUUGCCAUUGGGAAAUUAUUUGGACCUUGAACUUUCUCUGCUGGAGCAGAAGGAUGAACUGGAAGGGUUUUACGAGGACAUCAGGAAAGGGAGGCGGCCAAUUCUCCUCAUCCGCACGCAGCUCUCGGUCCGCGUUCAUGCCAUCCUGGAGAAGCUCUACAAUUCAAAGGGCCCAGAGUUGAGACGUUCCCUCUUCUCACUGAAGCAGCUUUUCCAGGAGGAUAAAGACCUAGUACCCGAGUUUGUGAAUUCAGAAGGUCUGACAUGCCUCAUCACAGUGGGAGCAGAAGCAGACCAAAAUUACCAGAACUAUAUCCUGAGAGCUCUAGGUCAGAUCAUGCUGUUUGUGGAUGGAAUGAUGGGAGUGAUAAACCACAACGAGACAGUUCAGUGGCUCUAUACACUGUGUGGUAGCUUGUACCGGCUUGUGGUCAAGAGUGCCUUGAAGCUGUUGCUUGUCUUCGUGGAAUAUAUAGAAUCCAACGCCCAGCUGUUGAUUCAGGCUGUUGUAGCAGCAGAAGAGGUCAGAGGUGGCUUCCCGUGGUCCCAGCUCAUGUCAAUCUUGGAGCAGAAGAAUGGAGCUGAUACGGAGCUCCAGGUGUUUGCCAUGACCCUCAUCAACAAGACUCUGGCUGCUCUCCCGGACCAGGAUUCCUUCUAUGACUUGACGGACUGUCUGGAGCAGCAGGGCAUGGAGCGAAUCUUCCAGGACCACGUCAACAACAAGGGCACGGACCCAGACUUGAAGCAGCAGUUUGUCGUCUACGAGAAUGCUCUCAAGUACGAGGACGGAGUUGAAGAGACACUGUCCGGUCUGCGCAAGGAGCGGAGGAAAGGGGACGAGAAUCGAAGGGCGCGGCGGUCUAUGGGGUACAUCAUGGCCCAAGAGGAAAGCCAAGGGGUCCAAGCAGCUGAAGAAUUUCAAGGCAGCCUGGCUCAGAAUCUGGGCUUGGAUGUGGAGAGCAAUGGCCAGGCCACUUUGACGAGCAUGUAUAACAGUGCAUCAAGUGUGCAGCUUUCAACACCGUCGGUAACUUUGGAAGGGGAGCAGCCCUGGAACCUGGGUGAGAGAAGCGUCUUUAAAGCUCGCUUCUUGGAAAACCUCGCUGCCUCCCAGAAAGAGAAGUUGUAUGCGAUAUCCCGGGGGCGAGCAGAGGUCCUGGCAGAGGCAACACCAGUCGCUGAGCAAGUUAGCCCAGGAAGGUUGGCUGAAGGGCAGAAUGGAACUGUCAGUGCGACAGAGCCUGUCUCUAUGUUGGGCAGCAUUGACAGUGUGGGCACUGCCUCGAAUGCAUUGGACAAUGGUAUCCAUGGCACCCACCCCCUUGGCCUUGAUUCCAUCCCAAGUCUGGGCCCCAGACUUGUCCUGCCUGGCGAAGCCACAGAAGCCUCCAGUGGUGUUGUGUCUGAGAAAAAGUUUAUGCUGGAUAUGUUGUUCUCCAAGACCCCGACAGAAUUGGGGAGGACGCUUCUGGCCCCUGUAGAGGACCAUCCGGCAGAAACCUGGAACAAGCUAAGCCUGGAUGAAGGCGGGAGCUGUCCAGGCAAGAGGACGGAGGCAUCCUUGAACUCGCAGACCCGACAAUUACGGGCCCAGUUCAGCAUUGAUGCGGAAGCCAACUUGCAGAGUCUAGAGAGUACCCUUAUGGCUCCCUUCAAAAAAGACGUGGAAGUCAUUUGUCGGGAACCAAGCCCAAAGCUGCUAAAAAUCAGAGAUCUGGACUUCUCGGACUUGGGCAGGGAAGAAGAUUUUGAUGUACUAGAAACUGAAAUGGAGAGUGUGACAUCUGGUGUACCUGACCGCUGUACUGCUACAACUGCUCAUGGUGUUCUGGUUCCUCCCCCUCCCCCUCCCUUACCUGGCUGUCCCCCUCCUCCUCCUCCCCCUCCCCCUCCCCUACCUGGCUGUCCCCCUCCUCCCCCUCCUCCACCUGGCUGUCCCCCUCCUGGCUUGCACAGUUCCUCCACUGGAGAUGCUCAUCGUCCUGCUAAGAAGAAGACAGUUAAGCUUUUCUGGAGGGAGUUGAAAAACGUGGACAGCUCACCAGGGAGAGGCAGAUUUGGGCAGGCAACUCUGUGGGCAUCCCUGGAGAAGGUUGAAGUUGAUACAGCCAAGCUGGAACAUCUGUUUGAGUCCAAGGCAAAGGAUGUGCUUUCCUCUAAGAAAGCUGUCGAUGGGAAGAAAGUCAUCGUGAUCUUGGACCCCAAGAGAAGCAAUGCCAUCAACAUCGGCUUGACGGUUCUACCUCCCGCUUACAUCAUCAAGACAGCCAUUCUCAACUUUGACGAGUUUGCAAUUACUAAGGAAGGGAUUGAGAAAAUUGCAACCAUGGUCCCCACGGAGGAAGAGAAGCAGAGGAUUCAGGAAGCCCAGCUGGCCAAUCCUGAUGUCCCUCUGGGCUCCGCAGAGCAGUUCCUUCUCACCCUUUCCUCAAUCUCGGAACUCGCUGCCCGACUCCAGCUGUGGGCUUUUAAGUUGGACUACGAGACUAUGGAGCAGGAAAUUGCUGAACCUCUGUUUGACUUGAAGCUUGGGAUGGAGCAGCUGGCCAAGAACCAGACCUUCAAGCACAUUCUUGCCACUCUGCUAGCCAUGGGCAACUUCUUGAAUGGAUCUAAGACUCAAGGGUUUGAGCUGAGCUACCUGGCUAAGGUGUCAGAGGUGAAGGACACGGUGCACCGGCAGACCCUGCUACACCACCUGUGCCACAACGUGGUGGAAAAAUUCCCAGAUUCGACUGACCUCUACUCUGAGAUUGCUGCCAUCACACGCUCUGCCAAGGUUGACUUUGAUGCGCUCGCAGAAAGUCUAGUCCAGUUAGAGCAGCGGUGCAAAGCAUCAUGGGAUAGCUUGAAGGCUGUUGCAAAGCAUGAAACGAAGCCUGCCUUGAAGACCAAGCUACUGGACUUCCUACAGGCCAGCACCCAGAAGAUCAUCAUCCUCAAGGUUGUCCACCGGCGGGUGUUGAACAGAUUUCACUCCUUCCUCCUUUACCUGGGUUAUGACGCACAUAGGGUGCGGGAUGUGAAGGUUACUGGAUUCUGCCAAACCCUCCGGGAGUUUGCCCUGGAAUACCGCACAUGCCAAGAGAGAGUUCUCCAGCAGAGGAAGAAACGAGCAGCAUACCGGGAGAGGAACAAAACCCGCGGCAGAAUGAUCACGGAGAUGGAGAAAUUUGCCAGUGUUAGCAAGCCAGAAGAAAGCCCUGCACCAGCUGUACUGUCAGCAAGUCCAGAGCCAAAGGCAGAAGCAGGCCACGAAACUAUGACCAGUGUGCUCAUCUCCCCUAUAGAACUAUCUGGUCGCCGCAGUCGGCCCAGCAGAGGUGUUGGAAAGCACACCCCUCCCAGUGCUCUCCCUCCCCAGGAUGAUGUGUCCGGCUCCCCCGAAGAUGCCUCAGAGGAGAUCAUGGAUAAGCUUACCUGGUGAGAAGUCGGUCCGCGCUGAGCACCCUACGACUUCCCGGCCGCUGGGAAAGGAGCGCAUAAAGCGUUCCCGGGUGCCGGUAAGAGGAGAUCUUAUGGUAGCUUGUCGCUUUAAGGUGAUCACAGAUGCUGAGACAAACCAGAUUCUCAACUAACGAUAAACUGAAUUCUGCAACUAGUAGUACCAGUAAAGCUGAAUCAAUCUGCUUUGCAUAGUUCUAGUGUCGUUGAUCCAAGAGUUAUGGCCCUGCCGGUGUCCAGAAAUCAUGUUCAGCUGCCCCUGAUCCCUCUGAGACUGCAUGGCCCACACGCUUUCAAACGUCUCUGUCAUGAGGGCUAGAAACUUGCCUUAAAGCUUGGAUUGUCAUGAACAGAGUUUCUUUGCCCAGCACUCUGUGUGGAUAUUGUACAUCCCCCCCCCAGUUUAUUCCCCAGCCUCACCUCAGUCCUUUUCCCUAUCUUACCUGUCUUCUUUCCUUGUCUUCCACUGCCAAGCUCUUGGCUGCUGAAGUCGGGUAGAGCAGCUGUCCAGCUGUCGGUGUUCUUAUCUUUGGCAGAGGCAGGCAUGCUUCAGCCUUUCGCAGUCAACAAAUGAGGGUGCUGGUUCCUGUGUUGGGGGGUGAGGACAAUGUCAAUCCCCUUCUGGAUCAAGAACUUCAGUCCCUUGGCUGUUAGGGAUGAGACCCAAUCAGAACAUCUGGGCUUACCUUGUAAGGGUUGCUGCAGUUUACUGAAGCCUAGUGGCACCUUACAGACCAGCCCAUGCUCUGAUUCCACGGCCAGAUUCACAACAGGGUCUUGUUUUCUGCCCCCUUACCCCUUCUCCUGUUUGUUUUCUUAGUGAGGCGCACCCUGAAGAAUGGCCUAAGCGAUGAGCUGGUGCAAAUGACAGGGGCCUAGCUCGAGCGGCUGGAGUGGCACAAUGUGCGAAGGGCAGACCCCGCAACCCUGGAGGACCCUCUGAUUCAGGAUGCUGGCUGAGUAGCCUGACGGCUGGAGGGAAGGCAAGACCCGCCACAUCACGCAGCAGUUGCCAGGAGUAUGACCUGCCUGAAUUGUGCCUUAAGGAUCCUGCCAGUGUGUGCCACUGCUUGUGUUACUCCAUCCAAACCUAUCCCUCUACCUUGGUUGAUGGACAGAACCAGGUGGACUUUUUCAAGGAAGGGGUGCUCUCCCUGGUUGAAAACAGUAUUAUAUUUUGUGUAUCUUGCAUGUGUUUGGACCCCUGGUCUGGAUGCAAGAUCCAGGAUCUGUGUUGCUCAAGAAUUUGAGAAGUCAUUGGUUUGAGAGUUCGGUGGCACGAAAUAAAUCAGAUGACCUCUUACUUUC